Zingiber officinale is the source of this 567-nucleotide messenger RNA. RefSeq lists its product as uncharacterized. The transcript has a single exon. The record is from RefSeq and is a predicted model, not a curated record. The coding region runs from base 1 to 567 and encodes 188 amino acids. Lineage: Eukaryota; Viridiplantae; Streptophyta; Magnoliopsida; Zingiberales; Zingiberaceae.
AUGGCUUCUUGCUUCUUUUCCAGCGGGUCCACUCCUCUCCUCCUCGCUCUGAUCAGCCUCCUGGCAGCCUCCGUGACAGCCCGCCCCGGCGUUUCCUUUCACCCCUGCAACACUCUCUUCAUCACCUACACGAUCUCCACCACCGACGCCGCCCUCCCCGGCAACCCUCGCGUCUCCGGAUCCAUAUCCGUUUACCGCAUCUUCACCUCCUCCCGCUCCGCCGACGUCGGUCCUCGCCCCUCGAUGAUACCGCGGACGAGGUUCCUCCUUCCUCAACGCGAGGUCGCCCCUGCUAGGCCUGCGGCCUUUGGAUUCAGUUCCAUCCAAGAGCGGGCCAAGGACAUCCUUGUGGUCUUCGUCGGGCUCCUCUUUGGGGUCGGCUGCGGUGCGCUCACCGCCGCCACCAUGUACCUGGCCUGGUCACUCGUCGCCCAUCGGCAAGAGAUCUACGACUCUGACGCGUACAGCGACGAGGAGGAUGUGGAUGAAAACCCCAAGAAAGCGGGUUAUGUCAAGAUCCCGGCUACUGAUUCAAUCUCCGUCAAGGAAGGGUAUGAGGGAAAUUAG